AUGGCUCGCCGUAAAAAGAACAGGACUCAUCUCAAGGGGGGCGUUGUUGCAGAUGGGUCAGCGAGUGUAGAUAAAUCGGGCGGCCCCAAAUCCUUCGUUGUCAAACAUGGUCAGGUUGGCCCAGCCUUGUCACAAUUAGUUCGUGACCUACGCAAAGUAAUGGAGCCGAAUACUGCUAGCAGAUUGAGGGAAAGAAAACGGAACAAGUUGAAAGACUAUCUUGUCAUUGCACCGACACUGGGCGUAACGCAUAUUAUUGCGCUUACACUUACUCCUAUCGCCCCGUCGCUACGAAUAGUGAAGCUCUCUGCAGGUCCCACUCUGAGCUUCCGCAUAGAGAGUUACAGUCUUGCAAAAGACCUGCUCGGUGCGAGCCGACAUGCACGGAGCAUUGGAAUGGAAUACCUGUCUCCCCCGCUUCUCGUUCUAGCAUCCUUCCCGCCUCCAGGUCCAGGAACCCCGCCCCACCUCUCGCUCAUCCAAAAGUUCUUUCAAGCACUGUUCCCGCCACUAUCACCUCACACCGUCUCUUUAUCCUCUGCCCGGCGAGUUAUUCUCAUCUCAUACAACUCGGAAUCUGGGACCAUCUCGAUUCGGCACUACCUGAUCGGGGUUCGGGCUCUUGGAGUCAGUCGACAUAUCCGCAAACUCGUCGACGGAAAGGCGGCAGCAUCUCAUAAAGUGCUUGACCUAGGAAAGGAAAAUGACUUGGCUGAUUAUGUGCUCCGCGCACCAGGAGAAACCGGUCCAGAUGGGUAUGAAAGUGCCUCGUCUGCAGCAAGCGAUGUUGAUGGAGAGGGUGGAGCGGCCGAAGUACAUCUCGCGGGCGAUUACGUGGGAAGAAACAACCGAGCGGGGUCUAAACGAGCUGUCAAGCUUACAGAAAUUGGACCAAGGCUUGAACUUCGCUUGGUGAAAAUUACUGAAGGUGUCCCUGGAAAGCAAGGCGCUGUCCUCUAUCAUGAAUUUGUCAAAAAGACGGCUGCCGAAACUUCUGCAUUGAAAAAGGCUGCAGCUGCUCGGGCGAAGCUCAAGAAAGAGCGCAAAGAAGAGCAAGCUCGUAAUGUUGAACGAAAGAAGGCGGAAAAGGAGCGACAGAGUUCCAAGGGCAAAGGCAGGCAAGGGGAUGGCCAAGGUAGUGGAGAUGAGGAAGUCAUGGAUGAAUAUAGUGACGGGAGUGAACAUAUGGACGAAGAAGAACAGGAGGAGGAGGAAGCGGAGAGCUUAGACGAAAUGCCAUCCGAGGACGAAUGGGACGAGGACGAGGAUGUCAGCGAAGGAAGUGAUGAGGACGAAGGUGUCGAUUCAAGCGAAGACGAAGCCGCACCUGAACCUCCUCGUCCGACUAAAAGGUUUCGUGGAAAGGCGACUGCUCCAAAGGGGACCAUAACUACCCACCUCUGGACGAUUUCCUUGGCCACUGUAACCUACUUGAGCCUAGCACAUCCUCUUGGGUCCAUCAUUCCACGCAUUGAAUCAGUCUGGUUUGGCAUAGGACUCUGGAUAUAUGCCCUGGCGAUCGGUCUGAGCGUCGGUAUUUGGAAAUUAAGUGGAGCUACUUACAUUGGUGGAUAUUGCGACUUUGGCGGUGAAGCUUGGAAGUAUAAUGAACUCGUGAAUCUUAUACCAAGGUUGUUCGUACUCAUAACCAUAGCAUCAGUAUAUGCACAGCUUCAUGUGCUUCUUCGAUGUCGACAAAGAGGAGUAAAAGAUGUGCUACAGGCCAAACCUGAAGAGUACUGGCGGGAUUUGGACCAACCGCUCGCACAUGAAGGAACUGGUAUCCAGUCCGUCAAACACAGCUACCAAGGUUCAACUUUGGAUCAAAAUGCUUUAGAGAUGUGGGAGUCGGGACCUACCGUUUGCGAGACUCGGGCUGUUGAUGGGAGCUCAAGUUUGAUCACUGAGAGUGUGGCUGAUUUUAUCAGUCGAAAAGCUCGCACCCUUAUUCUGCUAUUCCCGCUUUCGACCAUUCUUGUACCUGAGUCUGACAUAAGCUACCCCGCAAAUAGUCGCCUGUCAAACGCCUUGUCUCUAUCAAGGCGUUCUCUGCGUCCACACCAUACCAUGACACGUCCGUCCAGUGACGCUAUCUCAUCGACGAGUUAUCUGCCUUUUGCUGUAGCAUGGGUGGCUGUUUGUGCAUUCCAGCACGGUUACCACAUCGCAGCACUGAACCAAAUAUCAGAUGUCUUAACUUGUAAAGUCUCCAGCGAUCCUAAAGCGACUUCAGAAGGAUGGCUGUCUCUCUGUGUACCAAUGGACGACGCACAAUUUGGCGUUGUCACCGCUGCAUUCACUAUCGGUGGCUUCGCUGGCAGUCUGUGUGCCGACCGUUUCCUGAACAAGGGACGUAAGCAUGCGGUCUCGUGGCACGCGAGUCUCCUUGUUGUCGGAACUACUCUUAUGAGUCUUGCCAAUUCGAUUGCCGUAUUGGUCCUUGGGCGUUUGGUAAUCGGGUUUGCCUGUGGCAUUGGUAUCUGUACCGUUCCUAUUUACUUGGCCGAAGUAUCACCUCCGGCUAUUCAAGGCCGAAUUGGCGUUCUCAAUCAACUCGGGAUUGUCUUUGGUAUCUUUGGAACUAGCGUUUUGGGUCUUUACCUCGCUACACCUUCCACCUGGCGUUGGGUAAUCUUUGCAUCUGCGAUCGUAUCAGCUGCCCAGUUGGUCUGGAGCUUGUUCGUUGUUGAAUCUCCAUCCUGGCUGCGGGCGCAGGGUCGAACGGAAGAGGCCACCCAUGUUGCUGCUAGGCUCUGGGAUGUCACCAAGGUGGCUGAUCAGGAUGAGGGCGAGGCGUUGCUCCGGAGCGAAGUUGAGGCGCAUGUGCCGGACCAAGCUGGCGAAGAGAGCGAUCGCCCAGCGAUCAACGUCCCCACGCUGCUAGCUUCCAGUGACCUACAUGGACCCAUGGCGAUCGUCCUUGUAGCUAUGUUGGUUCAACAGGCUUCUGGUAUCAAUGCCGUCAUCUACUAUAGCAAUAACAUCCUCUCACGCGUGGUCCCCAGGGAGGCCGCUGCCUAUACCUCGCUUGGAAUCACAGUCCUUAACGCUAUCAUGACAUUCCCUGCUAUCUUCCUGGUUGAUCGUCUUGGACGGAAGCGUUUGUUUAUGGCUUCGAUGAUGGGUGCCAUUGUUUCUAGCGCUGCCCUUGGAAUAGCCCUCGAUAAUGGAAUUACCGCGCUGAGCAGCGUUGCCGUUCUUGGAUUCAUUGCCUCCUUCGCAAUCGGCCUUGGUCCUGUUCCGUACUUGAUGAUCAGUGAACUGACACCUUACUAUGCUGUAUCUGCUAUGUCUUCGCUUGCCAUGGCCGUGAACUGGUCAACUAACUUCCUAAUUGGCGUUGCUUUCCUGCCAUUACGCAAUUUCCUAGCAAAACUGUCUUUUGGUGACGCAGUCCCAGAGGGUAGUGGAGAAGGUCGCAUUUUCUAUGUGUUUGUGAUUGCCAUGAUCAUCUGCACGUCAUACCUCUCAGCAGCCUGGAAGCCCACCGCUCUGCGCCAGCCUCCCGGAUGGACCUUUGGACCGAUACUCUAUGGGAUAGGAGCAAUUCAUUCUCAAAUGAUACCAAAGACGGUUAGUGGAUUGGCUAUAUGCCUAUCCCAAAUUGCCACGUUGAGCUUUCCGUUGUGUAUUGUCGUCUUUGGUGUUAACGACGUUUACGACUAUGAGACUGACAUUCGAAACCCUCGUAAAUCUGCUACUUCGCUUGAGGGCACCAUUCUUCCUCCAUCACACCAUGACUUCGUAUACCGUUCUGCGAUUACUGCUUCUAUAAUUAAUAUUGCUGCCUCUGUGCUUCCGUAUACAUUUGGACCCACUAGCCUACCAUCAAAUGGCACAAUACAAACGUACGCUCCGGUACUUACGACUACGAUACUGGUUGCUCUUGGCUGGAUGUACUCGGCUCCACCCGCCAGGUUCAAAGAAAUACCUAUAAUUGAUUCCAUUUCGAAUGGUCUAAUUGUUUUCUUGUCUUGGUUCUUGGGAUAUGUAUCUUGUCGCGUGCUCGCGGGUGACCGUGGUAUUGGAUGGAAGAUGGCAGAUGUCCCAUCAAAAGGAUACGUAUUGGGGCUGGUCACCGCCUCUGUACACGCGCUGGGUGCGGCCGCCGAUAUCGACGCCGAUUUGGCCGCGGGUCAACGAACGAUUGGGACCGUGCUAGGAAGCCGAGGCUGUGCAACUCUGGGUGUGGUUGCCUAUGGCCUGGCACUUCUCACCGAGCCACUCGCAUCAAUUUUCGGCGUGUACCUCAUUGGAGGGUUGGGAGUAAUGCUAUCUGUAUGCGCAGUUCCAACGCCCUCGUGGGUUCAUCGGGCCUUCAAGGGAAUUGUAUUUUGGACCGUAGGGAUGUCAGUCCUCUGGUUUGGAGCAAAGCUGGGUAAGAGAUCGGUGUAA
Messenger RNA from Rhizoctonia solani, 4395 nucleotides. Its product is annotated as Sugar (and other) transporter. NCBI's taxonomy places the organism in Eukaryota, Fungi, Basidiomycota, Agaricomycetes, Cantharellales, Ceratobasidiaceae. Gene Ontology annotation, biological process: rRNA processing; monosaccharide transmembrane transport. Gene Ontology annotation, molecular function: rRNA binding; hexose transmembrane transporter activity. The transcript has 20 exons. The coding region runs from base 1 to 4395 and encodes 1464 amino acids. The record is from RefSeq and is a predicted model, not a curated record. Gene Ontology annotation, cellular component: membrane.